AUGACAUCACAUGCGUUCGCAUUUGGGGAUGUGGAUAAUGACGAGGAUAACGAAUUUAUCGUUGGAAACCUUAAAGGCGAGCUAGCCAUAUUCAAAGGUACCUCGGUCUGUGGCCAACCUGUUAUGACCUGUAAAAAUUUAGGAACUAAUUCGAUCGUGCGUGUAAAUGCUGAAGGAAAAUGCCAUAUAUUCGAUAUUGCUUUUGGAUCGCCGAAUACUACCUCUACCUCACCUAUUGACGACGGAAGCACUCCACCUCCAAUGCGACCCAUCAUUAAUGAUAAAUCUCAUGAAAUUGAGAAACCAGACUUGACGUUGAGUGUUCCGGUGAAUUGUAAUCGUAUUUUGAUUGCGGAUAUUGACGGAGAUGGUCAAAAUGAGAUUAUAUUCGCGCGUACUGAUCGUGUUCACAUAUAUAAUUUACAAAUGCCGUCGCCGUCGCCAUCGAAUGAUAGCAGUAGCAUUAGUAGUGGCAGUAAUUACGUGACAGAAACAAUUUGGGGGGUACCGUCUAAAAAAGAAGAGAGCCUUUAUCUAACGAUAAAGAAGAAAUGGUUGUUCGAUCGUCGGAUCACUUCUCUACUUUCGACCACCGAUCCAAAUACUGGAGCACCUUUAUUAUUAGUAAAGAGAAACGAAAAAUGCACUUCACCCGCUCCUAAUGAGCUUGACUUAUUGGAAGAAAUAAAUGAAGUAUCGACCGAACUUAUCAAAGGGAUUAAAUGGGGGAUGUCAUAUCUUUCAGGAUUAUUCAAAUAUUAUGACUUACAAUCCGGUCAAAUAUCCAAACACGAACUCAAAGUAAACCAUAAACUAUUCGGUAUAUCCGCGUUAACUCUUGACGGG
Ambispora leptoticha is the source of this 846-nucleotide messenger RNA. The record is from the annotation of a GenBank genome assembly. Lineage: Eukaryota; Fungi; Glomeromycota; Glomeromycetes; Archaeosporales; Ambisporaceae.